GUAUCGGCCUGUUUAGUCGUGUAUUUGAACGUGACGAUGAUGAAGUAUGAAUAUCAGUGUUUAUUUCAAUUGAGAAUUUAAGAAAAAAUUAAAUUAAAAAAAAGCUCGACACUCCUUUGUAUUUUCAUUAACUGUGAGCGACGAGUUGAAAGCAAACAUCUCCGAAUUUUUAAAAUUUGAAUUUUUAAUCAUAAUAGUGUACCCGAACAGUUGUUUUGUUUGUAAACAAUCUGAUGUAAAUUCAUUUGAAUAUAGAAAAUUUGACGUGAUUUUUAAUUAAAUUAAACAAUUGUUGUAAAAGUACCACGCCCACACCUCGAUUUAAUGUUAAAAUACCGAAAGUGCUUAAACGAAGUGCGAUAAACGAUAACAAAGGAAAGAGAAUAAUUGUUGUCAUAAUAACACGAUUAAAAACUAACAAAAAUAUAAAUAACAACAAACCAAAUAAUAGCCAUUAAAACUACAACGUAUACAUUUCACGUUGUUGCUGCUAAUUCCGCUGUUUUGCUGCUCUUGAGUUGUGUGAUUGUUAAAACUAAUGCUUUUUAAUGAUGCUUUUGCCUUCAGGGCGAUCAAAUAGCGAUGUACAUCCAGUAAAUAAUACAAGACGGCCUCAAUUUUCGACAAGAACAUCAUCACCACAGUUGAACAUAAAUUCCGGUAAAAACACAGAAAAUGGCGGUUACGCAUCACCAGAGUCUGUUUCAACACCUGCACCUAUGGCUACUACAGGUUCCGAACAGUAUAAAAACUCAUAUUCUGCUCCUAAUUCAACACUAUCAACACCACCUUCGAACCAUCAAUCAUAUACAAUUGAAUUGGCCAGCAAUGGUACAAUUGCCGCAACAGGAAACGUGUUACUGUCGAAUUCCCCCGGAAGUCAAAGUGAAACCGGAACUGCAACAGCUGGACGUUAUACAAACGGUCCCAAAGUUACAUUCUUGGCAAAUGGCAAUAUUAGCUCAAGCACAGGUGCUUUGACUCCAAUGAAUUCGACUUCCCCCGGAAAUUGGGAAGAUAUUGAUAGACAAUUAGAAGCUGUACAAACAAAACUUAAAGAAGGUUGGAGUGCCCAUUUGGGCAAGGAAGGACGUCUCUAUUACUGCAAUCAUACAACUCAAACAUCGGGAUGGUUGCCAUCCUGUGAGGACUGGAGUAAACAGGAGGAGUUGCCAUAUGGUUGGGAAAGGGCCAUAGAUUCGAAAGGUCGCUCUUAUUUCAUAAACCAUAUAAAUAAAACUUCAACAUAUGAAGCGCCCGAAUGUAUAAAGUGGGAUGAAAACCCUCCAGAACCUCGGGUCGUGGUCUUACAGCGUAGUUCUACCAUGGGAUUUGGCUUUGUUGCCGGCAGUGAACGGCCUGUGAUCGUUCGAUUUGUUACAGAAGAUGGGCCGAGUAUGAAUAAACUUCAGCCUGGAGAUCAGAUAUUAGCUGUAAAUGGUGAAGAUGUAAAGGAUGCUCCAAGAGAUCGUGUAAUACAAUUGGUUAGAGCUUGUGAGACUCAAGUAACUUUAUUAGUAUGUCAACCUGCACACAAUGUAAUACCGGGACGUAAAUCGACUUUAUUGUCGGCGGGAAAACGUGCAAAACUAAAAACUCGACCAAGCCGAGUACGUUUUGCUGAGAGUGUUUGCGUUAACGGAGCUCCGUUAUUUCCGCCCUCUGCCUUUUCUCUGGGAGAUAUUUGUGUUCCACCUAUGGCGAAUGUUUUAAAGGUAUUUUUGGAAAAUGGUCAAACCAAGUCUUUUAAAUAUGAUGCAACUACAACUGUACAGGAUGUGGUUUCCUCUUUAUUGGACAAGUUAUGUUUUGUAUCUGGUGAAAUAUUUAGUCUCGUAUUGGAACAUGUUAAAAGCCUCAAACGCAAUAAGCUGACAUUACUGGAUCCCGAAGAAUCGUUAGCUAAAAUUGCUUCUCGUCCAGGAGCACAUAAAUUACGGUGCUUGUUUCGUGUCACUUUCGUGCCUAUUUCUGCAGCGGAAUUGGCUCAAAAGGAUCUUAAUUCUUUGGAUUAUUUGUAUCUACAAUGCUGCAAUGACGUAACUCAAGAACGUUUCGCUCCCGAGCUUCAACCUGAUGUGGCUUUGCGAUUAGCCGCUUUACAUAUGCACCAACAUGCUUUGGCAAAUAAUGUGUCGGCGUCAAAGCUAACGGUGAAGGUAGUUGAGCGUGAAUUCGGGUUGGAACGUUUCGUGCCGGGCUCACUUUUUGAAGGUAUGAAACGGAAAGAAUUGAGACGAUUAAUUUCACACUUUCUGAAAAUGAAUGCCGAGAUGACAGGUUCAUCAACUAAAGUGUUAACACAACUCCAGGCCAAAUUGCACUACUUGGACAUUAUUGCAAGCUUACCUAGUUACGGGGCUAAGUGCUUUAGCACAAACCAAAGAGAAGGUGUCGAGAGGGUUCUUUUAGUGAGCCCACGGUUUGGCUUAAGUCAAAUAUCGAGUGCCAGAAAUUCAGUCCCGCAACCUAUAUCUGCUAUAGAAGAUUUUAGUCACAUCAUUGUUCAGAGAGAAGAUGACAUUACAUGUAGUGUCACUAUUUAUAUGCAGGGGGAUCGCUCCGUAAAAUUUUUUAUGGAGGAUCGAGAUGCAUGUGAGUUUUCCUUGUGCUUAGCUGGCUAUUAUAGGUUAUUGACGGGCAAAGUUCUCCCAGUCUCACGAGAACGAGAGACAAUUGAUGAGGACAAUCCCCCAUCAUACCUUGCUCAACACACAGUACUACCAGCAUUUUGGAGUUAUUUACUACCGUUUCACAACAGAGCUCAUAGCAUAAAUUUCCUUAUGCCACCGCCGUAUCACCCCAGCAAAUUAAAAUCACAGCACAGUGAAGAAGCUGGUCAUCUACAGGAGCAAUCCGAGAGUAUGACAAACAAAACACUAAUUAUAUCAGAAUGUUCUCAUCUACAUUCAAAUUUGCCUUUGCUCUCUUCAACAGUCAUGGACUUAGAUAUUCAUAGUGUCAUGGCAACUGAACUUUUAGAAGAAGCCAAAGAUUCCGGAAUGAGUGAUAGCAGCGGUGGUGGCAGCAAUUGUGGAGAUCGUGCUAAUAACAACUUAAGCAACACGGCUAAAAUGGAAGCCAAAAAUGAGGAAGUGUUUAGGCGGGUGCAGGAAAUGCAAAAAAUGGUUGAAAACUCUGAACAGUAUUUGAAUGAGCAAGGAGAACUAGUACAGAACUUUAGAUUGACAAAUACUAGUUCAGCUGUGGUGUCCUGGCAAAGUCCAACGAGUGCUCUGAGUUCCUCGAAUAUAAAUUCGAGUGCAGUCAUAGAAUUUGACAGCGAUUGCGACAGUCUCAACAGCAGUAAAUUAUCUUCGAACGAAGAAACUCCACAACAGGGCUCGUUGAAACACAGUGACUCAUUGGUUCUAUUGGCGGAAACAAUAAAUCAUGAUUUAAGUGGUAUUACGCAAGGUUUAAAUUCCAUUGGUGAGCAUACAAUUGAAGUCAGACGGAAAAAACCUACACUCGUAGAUACAUCAAGUCCAAGGCCGGAACGAAAAAUAAACGGUUUUAGCCAGUUGCUAAGUAACCUGCAAGCGUUAGGUACAGAUUUUUCACAAAGUGAAAGUGAUUCCGAAUCCAUAGCAUCGCCCACAAAUUCACCCACUGCUCGAAGGCCUUCAUUACUGAAUACAAAUGACAAAUCUAGUCGUAAACAAAAUUUAGCAUACCGUUCAAGUUUCGGGCUCCACAGUCCAGACAGUAGUAAUUUCGGUAUGGAAACUAAAGACUAUAAUCUGAAAGAAUAUCUAAAGCAACUAAAGGAAAUAAGUAAUGUAGAUGAUUUCAAUCAGGACACAGACGUCGCCGCUAAAAAAUUAUCCGAAAUUUAUGGUUUUGAAAUACGUGAAGAUACUUUCAUUGAGACCGACACGGAUUUAAUAGACUUACGUGCCAUACCACCCCCGCAAACACCAGAUGAAUUAGAUGCUCUAUCUUUACUUAAUGCACCACCAAAGGGAUUUGGUGACUUUACAAAGAAAACAUUAAACGAUGUAAGACAAGAGCAUGAUUUAGACAAAUUUUUGGAAAAAGUGGUUGUGGCUCCGCCUACACAGAAGGCAACCCCCGCUAAAGAAUUAACACCGGAGGAGAUAAUGUCAUUUAUAAUACCUCCGCCUCCCGAUCUAGAUGAAGUUGAUAUCAUUACCAAAAAAGAAGAGUUAGAGUUUAACGAGAGCUUAUACAGCAAUUCAUCUGCAACUAACAGAUUUGCUAAGCCACCAUUGGCGCCAAAACCUAAUGAAGAUUUAAAGAAAGUUGAAAAUAAGAAUCACAUUAUUGAAUAUGCCACCGUGGAAAGGAAAAGUAAAUUUUCCUGCUGUCCCAAAUCCAAAAAAGAAGAAACCACCGAUGCAUGUGCAGAAAUUGUUGAAACUCUUAAACCACCCCCUAGAUCACAAUCCUCAGAACAAACAGUGCCUGUAAGACCACCAAAGAGUGCCGAACUAAUGCAGCGUUAUUCACCAAAAAAACUUAACCAAAUUUCAUCACCCUUGCCGCAAAGAAAUGGUUUACCGACAGAUGUUUUCGAAAGUAAUCCACCUAUGCUGCCACCACGCACAUCAUUCAGUACUAGUCCACGCGCAGUUUCUCAGGAGGAACGCCAAAAUAUGAAGUCUACGGUGAGUCCCUCAGCCCCAAAGAAACCUCCACUACCUCCAAUAACUGCGAGACCAAUGUUAAGAAAAAGUCCUUUACCUAUGAACUAUCCCGGAGCAAUUGAUGUCUCUUCGCCUCCACCUACGCAACCACGAGUAUUUCCAACCAAUAACACGGCUGUACACAGCCUAACAGUAACUCCACCAUCACAACCUCCGCCUUUACUACCUAUGCAGCAACAGAUCAAUCAGCAGUCCGUUGCAAGUAAUCGCGAAUACCGAGAUCAACGAUAUCCUCUUCCUCCUUAUCCACUAUUAUCUUCUCCCCAAAUGCAAAGGAAAAUCCACAACACCAGCCCAAUAAACCAAAGUCACAUAAGUCUAAAUUCACCGAGAGGUUUCAAUAACACUAGCAAUAAAUUGAUUAUCAAAAAUGGUCAUAUUAUAGACCCGGAAGCUCUGUUGGUAAAAACUGAUGUUGCAAUGGCUGGGUUACUAGUCAAACUAGAUCAAGUUGCGGCACAAUGUACUGCAGCGCAAUCUGCAGGCGGUGGAUCUAGCAUCGAUGAAGAUAAGUUUCAAAAAGCACGCAACGAAUUAACCGAACAAACAUUAGUAUUAGUAACUGCCUCGAAAUAUUUAGUCGUUGCCAUGUCUGACAUGACACUGUCUUCAUUGCCGGAGCAUCUGACUUCAUGUCUUACUGCCAUAAGACGGGUAACAGAAUUGGCACAAGAUAUGACACGACAUACGUCGUCUCCUCUUCAAACACGUAAUAUCGUGCUAAAAGUCCACGAUGUCGCCUCAUCAUUUCGCGAAUUAGUUGGAGUUCAAAUGGGACCUCUAGGGGCUGGUCAGUUGGCUUUACAAGCCGAAUGUUUAGCCAAUGUUUUGGCUACGCUAUUACGAAGUUUAAGAGUGUUUUCUCCUUAAAAUAACUAACCAAAUCUAUUAUCACAUUCUUCGUUUAUAUUUCACCUCAAUUUCCCAUACAUAUCAUUAUUUUGUAUAAUUAUUAUUAAAUUUUCUAAACAUAUCGUAAAAAGUUUAUAAGUUGUAUUUAUUAUAAAUAUUGUAUAUGUAUGUAUGAAUGUAUCUAAAUAAAAGCAUAUGUACAUAUACAA
Lucilia cuprina (Australian sheep blowfly) is the source of this 5731-nucleotide messenger RNA. RefSeq lists its product as uncharacterized. Gene Ontology annotation, cellular component: cytoplasm; cytoskeleton. The coding region runs from base 549 to 5540 and encodes 1663 amino acids. Gene Ontology annotation, molecular function: protein binding. The record is from RefSeq and is a predicted model, not a curated record. Lineage: Eukaryota; Metazoa; Arthropoda; Insecta; Diptera; Calliphoridae. Gene Ontology annotation, biological process: signal transduction. The transcript has 12 exons.